Molecule: messenger RNA, 669 nt
Organism: Fomitopsis serialis
Lineage: Eukaryota; Fungi; Basidiomycota; Agaricomycetes; Polyporales; Fomitopsidaceae
Exons: 4
Coding region: 1-669 (222 amino acids)
Source: RefSeq, a predicted model, not a curated record
AUGGCGAACGGCAACCGGCGCGCAGAGGAGUGGGCCGCCGAUCCCUCCUCAGCGCCCCUCUUCUCCCUCGAGCAGUUCGUCGCGGCACAGUUCGUCGCGGCACAGUUCGUCGCGGCACUGUGUACUAUGGAGGUGUCGGAGGCUAGGGCCGCACCCGCGUUCAACACGAGUAACACGGAGACAGCAACCACCAGCGCCGCCUCUGCCCCUCUACCACGCCGUACCAUCGUUGUCGAGGUCCCAGAUGACGACGACAAUGAAGCCGAAGCCGACGAUGACGACGUGCCUGACCUUGAAGAGGCCCCUAUGCCUGUACCCAGGCCUGUUGACAAUGGCUGUGGGGUGGACGUCACGCCGACCCCUGUGGUCUAUGGGAUCGGCGUCGGGGUACACGGUGGUGAAAUGCCGAUGUCGCCUCGUUCAUUGGCCUCGAUCAGCGCCGCAAUCAUGGCGGCUUUGCCAGUGGUAGUCCCCUUCAAUCCUGACCGUUCCCGCUACUACACUGUCACCCGUGGCAAGGCGGUCGGUGUCUUCACUGACUGGACGGCCGUCUCGCCGCUAGUCAUUGGAGUGCCGUGUUCGGUUUUCAGCCGCUACGCGACGUUUCGGAAUGCGCUCGCUGCGUUUGAGGAUGCUGCUGCUAGCGGGACUGUAGCCAUCAUAUCCUGA